This is a messenger RNA of Owenia fusiformis, 1060 nucleotides long. NCBI's taxonomy places the organism in Eukaryota, Metazoa, Annelida, Polychaeta, Sabellida, Oweniidae. The record is from the annotation of a GenBank genome assembly.
UAUGAAAAAACCUACCACUGUCUGAUAGCUGUAACGCUGUUAAAAAUUUGGACAUGUUUUGUUUUUCUUUUCGAAUUUCCAGGUUCAAGGUCAUUCACAUUUGUUUCCGGUUCCGGCCUUCUGUAAAUAAUGAAACGGGCAAAUGGCAGACAAUGCUAAUGGCUUGCCUGAUAUGAGAGAGGCAACAAAUGGGCUGGUGAUUUUAGAACCCCGGAGAAAGCCUACAUGCUCAUUGGAAAAAUUAGAAUUUGUGAAGACAUCUGCAACAACAAUCAAGUUCACAUAUCCAUUGAAAGUGUUGAUACCAGACCAUGCUGGGUGCACCAACUGUGCCUGGAUCUACCCGAUAACCUAUGGGGGAGGUCUAGUAAGUGGAGAUGAGAUCAGCCUAGAGGUACAAGUCAAGCCAUUCUGCGCUGCUCUUAUUACAACUCAAGCCUCUACCAAGGUAUACCACAGUGAAGACAACAAGCCGUGUGUACAGAGAUUCAAAUACUCAGUUGCUGACAAGUCUUUAUUGUGUGUCCUCCCAGACCCCAUAGUGUGCUACAAGGAGGCCAUAUAUAAGCAGAGUCAGAGGAUAGAGUUGUCUCCCCUGGGCAACCUGGUGCUAUUGGAUUGGCUCACAGCUGGGAGGACUGCUAGAGGGGAAAUCUGGCAGUUUACAAAGUACGACAGUUGUAAUGAGAUUGUAAUUGAUGGAAGACUACGGUUCAAAGACUCUGUUUCUCUAGAAGAAACUGACAAUUUAUCUAUUGCAGAGGCUGUUGGAGGUUUUCAGGCCAUAGCCCUAUGUGUGCUACUAGGACCUCAGCUGGAGACAUUCACAGAGAACCUUCUGCGCACUAUUGGAAGGUCAAAGUCAUUUGGGGAAGCAUACAUCUCGAACACAAUAGUCAGUAUCUCCCCACUAAGUUAUGACACGAGGGAGGAUGUGGUGAAAGGCUGUAUUAUACGCAUAGGGGCCAACACUACCACAGAGGCUUUUGCUGAAAUAGAAGAAGUACUAUCGCCACUGUAUUCCAUUUUGGGUGGAGAUCCCUUUGAGAAUAAAUACUGA